This is a messenger RNA of Tachysurus vachellii, 4204 nucleotides long. It is a transcript of the gene ablim1b, whose product is annotated as actin binding LIM protein 1b. The transcript has 30 exons. NCBI's taxonomy places the organism in Eukaryota, Metazoa, Chordata, Actinopteri, Siluriformes, Bagridae. Gene Ontology annotation, cellular component: stress fiber; actin cytoskeleton. The record is from RefSeq and is a predicted model, not a curated record. Gene Ontology annotation, biological process: cytoskeleton organization; cilium assembly; lamellipodium assembly. Gene Ontology annotation, molecular function: actin filament binding. Bases 16 to 2751 code for a protein of 911 amino acids.
CAGUGGGAAGGAAGAAUGGGAUUUUUCACGGAAGACCUCAACAUGCCCAAACUGAGCUCCCUGGGCAAGCUGUGCGGUUCGAGCCACAGCGAUGACAUCAUUAUUCAGGACCAGGUCAAGCACAAGAACUCUGUGCGCCGCAUGUCAAUCAAUAAGGAUGGAAACGUGGCCGAGGUGCUUUACCUCAUUCCCAAACAGUCAAUGAUGGAACAACUGCCCUUCCUUGACCCUAGAGAGUACCUGAUCCUGGAGAGGAUGCCACCUUCUGAUAUAGGAGCUGUGGCCCAUCCUCAGGAAGCCCACCGGCCCCCAGAGAAACUAGUCAUCCAGUGUUACAAAUGCGGGGAGCCAUGCAAGGGGGAGGUACUGCGUGUGCAGAGCAAGCAUUUCCACAUCAAGUGCUUCACCUGCAAAGUUUGUGGCUGCGACCUGGCGCAAGGUGGUUUCUUUAUGAAAAAUGGUGAAUAUCUGUGCACGCUGGACUACCAAAGGCUGCAUGGAACUUGCUGCCAUGGAUGUGGGAACUUUGUUGAAGGGGAGGUGGUGACGGCCCUCGGGAAGACCUACCACCCCACCUGCUUCGUUUGCACCAUCUGCAAACGGCCAUUUCCUGCUGGAGACCGCGUCACCUUCAAUGGAAAGGACUGUCUCUGCCAGCGCUGCAUCCAGCCAAUGUCUCCUCCUCCCAAAGACAUCAGUGCUUCCAGCAACUGUGCAGGUUGUGGCAGGGACAUUAAAAAUGGACAGGCUCUGCUAGCUUUAGACAGACAGUGGCAUCUCGGGUGCUUCAAAUGCAAGGCCUGCGGCAAAGUGCUGAGUGGCGAGUACAUCAGCAAGGAUGGUGCACCAUACUGCGAGAGAGACUACCAGAUCCACUUUGGGGUGCAGUGUGAAGCCUGUCAUCAGUACAUAACAGGGAGGGUUCUGGAGGCAGGCGAUAAACAUUACCAUCCCAGCUGUGCACGAUGCAGCCGGUGCAACCAGAUGUUCACAGAGGGGGAGGAGAUGUACCUGCAAGGCUCUACAGUGUGGCAUCCAGAUUGUAAGAGCAACAUCAAAGUAGAAGAGAAGUACAGGGAAGCGCGGCAGAGACCUGGCAGAAAGCCCCGCCCUUUUGAUAUCUUUUUGCCCCAGUCUAAGUGUGAGUCUCAGUGUAAGACGAAGGGCCGGGGUGGCUCUGCUCGAGGCGUACGUCCCCUGCGCAGGACGGAGCUUCUCCAUCCCUCUGUAACCUCCCUGCACAAAUCAGAAAGGCAGCCCACAAGGUCUUCGUCGGAGAGUAUCUGUUCUCGGCCGGGUUCCAGCAUCCCUGGCUCACCUGGUCACACCAUCUAUGCAAAAGUAGACAAUGAGAUCAUUGAUUACAAGGACCUAGCAGCCAUCCCCAGAGUCAAGGCCAUUUAUGACAUAGAGCGUCCAGACAUGAUAUCCUACGAGUCUCUGCACUCCACCUCAUCUACCCUGGAGAGACAGGGCAGACACAGCCCUGGAGAGUGCCAGAGUACUAAAGGUGACCAAUCCCCCAUCAGAGGCCAUAUUAAAACCAUGCCACAAGACCCAUCUCCCAUGUCAGCUGAGACUUCACCAAGAACCCUGUCUCCCACCCCGUCUGCUGAGGGUUGUUAUGACAUUCGAGAACGCAUUAUGCAACGAUCCACCAGCCAGGGUUCCAUUGGCUCCCCAAUGUACAGCAGACACAACUACACACCUACACUGUCUAAGACACCGCAGCACUUCCACAGACCAGGAAUGCUGAAGCUCUGCUCCUCUUUGCGCUCCAGCACCAGUGACAACCGUCCCACUUCCCCUUUCCGACAUCACUUCCUCCCCCAUAACAAAGAUUCUUUCUGCAUAGGUACUGAGCCGUCGAGUGGCCGGAGUUCUCCUUUGUCCUCUCGCUCGGCCACCCCGACCCUCUGUCUGACCCCUAAACAUUUCCACAUACCAGACCAAGGCAUGAACAUGUACAGAAAGCCACCAAUCUACAAACAACAUGAUUCAGCUGCCCUAGCAGCCCAAAGCAAGUUUACUGGUGACAUCAUCAAAUCUUCCAAGUUCCCUGCUGCUCAAGCUCCUCAGCCGGAUGAAACAGCAAAGAUUGAGACUGACCACUGGCCGUGUCCUCCCUCCCUUGCAGCCCUAGGCUCAGAUAUGAGGAGUCGCUCUCGAGAUGAAGAGGAGGAAGAACAGUUCAAACGAAGACAGCUCCAAGAAGAUCAUCUUAGCAAGAUCCAGUCUGGUCUUGGGAAGCUAAUUUUGAAGGAGGAGAUGGAAAAGGAAAUGAACAGGGAGAGAUAUGCUCGCAGUGUGGCCGCCCAGCGGUACGAGUCUCAGCACUUCAACUACACAACAGAUCCCAACUCUCCCACGUCUAAAACCUCUUCACUGCCAGGAUAUGGACGCAACGGCCUUCUUCGGUCAACAGAAUUCUCUCAGUAUAACAGUUACGGGGAUGUGUGUAGAGGACAGAGAGAUUUCAAGCUCGCCCAAGAUGGCCAGGUUCCCUUAAGCAGAAUGGACAGGGGAUUGUCAAUGCCUAACAUGUUGGAACAUAAAGUGUAUCCCUAUGAAAUGCUCACUAUCACCAAUAGAGGGCGUACUAAGCUACCGAAGGACGUGGACAGGACAAGACUGGAGCGUCACCUGGCUCCUGAAGUAUUCUUUGAUGUCUUUGGAAUGGAGAUCCAGGAGUUUGACAAGCUUCCUCUUUGGAAGCGCAAUGAUAUGAAGAAGAAAGCCAAGCUUUUUUAGCCAGGACAUUGUGCAUGUUUUAAUUUAUCAGACACUCCAAUAAUGUAUUAUAGCUGUAGUUUUCUGAUUUGCUUUUCCUUUGUUUCCUUUUAUUCUCCCUUUUUUGUUUGCUUCCAACAGUCUGAUACACAUGGACAUAAAGUACUUUUUUGAUUCAAAACAAAGACAACACCUUUUUUAUCCCAAGGCAGAGUUUUCAUUUGAGUAGGUUUAAAGUGAACUGCGAUCAAACCACUCUAGAGAGCAUAUUAGUGAGGACUGGUUAUUAUCUCUCACAUUUAACUAACAUGAAACCUGACUUCCGAGCAAAGCUUUCUUGCCUUGCACUCCUUCCUGCCCUCUCAUAAAACAGGACUGUAAUCUUUUUUGGGGGAAAGUGGUGGGGGGCAGAAGGCUAUCUGCAGGGUUCUUCCUCUAAACAGGCUAUUAAGGUGAUGGAAAUGGAGGAGCUCCAGAAGCUCCCCGCUGCUGUGGCCCUAACGAGGGCCUUGAUGUUUGUUAAUGGGGGGAAGUUAGAACUUCUGUCGGUGAAUGAAGAUGAGAGGCCUGGGCUCCACCUGUGGUGGGGAAGGCCUUAACAGACCAUCCAGGCUUCUGGAACUUAUUAGAACCUGAAGAAACAGAAAGACACAUCUGCUCUAACGCUCCUCCCAACCAUCUCUCUCAUUCAUCAAGCUAUGGCUUAGCAUGAUUUCUCUACAGUCAUAAUCUCUACUUUCUUAGUUUUAUGCUCUUUUGGUAGUUCCCUUUUAGCCCCAUUAACUAUUUUUGUAAUUUAAAACAAACAGAAAUAUUGCAUUUGACAGCUGGGGUGCAGGUAAUGUUAUGGAAAUGUUAGGGAACAAAAGCCAACCUCCUCCUUCCUCUGAAAAAAGCUUUUUCUUCACCACUGGAGGUCAGGCUUGUGUCAUUAGGAAUACUUGAGCUCAUCCUACUUUUCAGGCCCCUCCAUCACUGGAAACUGACAAUCCUCUCCUUCUGACCACUACUAACCUGCAAUAUAUGUUUUAGCAACAUAUCACUUUGACUAAAUUUACAUUUAAAAAGAAACACCUUUGAUAUUUCUGCAUUUUAUAAAGCUGAAGUAUUUUAAACUGCCACUGUAUUGCUGGGAGACUGAUGGAGCCGUAGCCAUAGAAUGUGUGUCAGAAGUAGGUUUGAUAGCAGGGCCAUAUCUGUCAUUACGUAUAAAGCUGCCAGACAGUGUUGUUCCCAUGUCACUGGAUGUACGUGCAGUAGAGGUGUUUGGCUGUUGGUGACCGUUAAUUCCCAGCAGUUUCCUGGGUUAUCUGCAGGGUUAAGGACCGAGGACUAGGAAAUAAAAAAAAUACUGGGUUUAUAUCACACAACAAAAAGGUGAUGAGACUAUGGUGUUGAAAUUCUGGUUUUGAUACCCGUCAUGACAAUGAUGUAAAAACUGAAAUGAGUAAUAAAACUCUGCUUCAGAUAUUUA